Molecule: messenger RNA, 138 nt
Organism: Colletotrichum paranaense
Lineage: Eukaryota; Fungi; Ascomycota; Sordariomycetes; Glomerellales; Glomerellaceae
Exons: 1
Coding region: 1-138 (45 amino acids)
Source: RefSeq, a predicted model, not a curated record
AUGGAUGACUCCGGGUAUGAGAAAGGUUCAGCUGAAUCAGAAGCGCCAAAGACCGUCGAAAGUGCGCUGCAAUUACAAGCUAUGAGUAUGGUGCCGAAGGAGAAGCCAAGAAACAAUACCACAACAGGAUUCAGAUAA